Westerdykella ornata is the source of this 3018-nucleotide messenger RNA. RefSeq names its product putative dipeptidyl-aminopeptidase B. Bases 128 to 2869 code for a protein of 913 amino acids. Gene Ontology annotation, molecular function: dipeptidyl-peptidase activity; serine-type peptidase activity. Gene Ontology annotation, biological process: proteolysis. The record is from RefSeq and is a predicted model, not a curated record. Lineage: Eukaryota; Fungi; Ascomycota; Dothideomycetes; Pleosporales; Sporormiaceae. The transcript is spliced from 2 exons.
CGUAUUCAUCCUCCAUGCCGAACACUUGACACGCCACAGGGGCACAGAUCUUACCCCCUCGCGUUUUCUACAUUCCCUAGAAACAUGAUAGAACACUUGCACCUCCUUCAAUAACAUACUCACCACCAUGGGGCCUCGCGAACGUGCCGUAAACGACGAGGAAACCGAGCCACUUACUCGCGAAGAAACGAUUCCGCGCCGCUCAGAAGACGAGUUCUCCAAUGCCUCCGUAUCCUCCGCGUCGACCACCUCGCUCAUUCUAGAACACAUCAACAAUACCGCGGCAAACCAUGCCUCAAAUCCGGAGUUGCAGGAGAAGUAUAGGGACGAGGACAGCGAGCCCGAUCGCCGGCGCGAGGACUUGGACAUUGAAGAUGGGCGAUAUCAGGGAUCAACGCAUGUGGAUAAGAAGGCACGGCGACUGCUAUGGAUAGUUGGCGCGAUCUGUGUUGCGGGCUGGGCGCUUGCUCUUGUCUCGUUCCUCGUCCGAGGGAGCUAUAAGCCUGCGUCCACGCGCCCGCAUGAUCCUCUUGCCCCAGUGACCAAGGGGUCGGGAAAGAAGGUCACGCUGGAUAGCGUCCUGGGAGGCCAAUGGUAUGCUACGAGGCAGAGCGUGGAAUGGAUUGCGGGCCCGGACGGGCAGGACGGGUUGCUCCUGGAAACAGGUGUCUCGGGCAAGGAGUACCUCGUUGUUGAAAAUGUGCGCAACUUGGAUAGCUCGGAAGCUUCCGUGAACAGGACCGUUCUGAUGGAGCAGCGGUCCUUUGACGUUGGGGGCAAGUUCGUCACCCCGAGCAGGGUGUGGCCCAGCAACGACUUCCGGAAAGUGCUGGUCAUGUCGGAAGAGACGAAGAACUGGCGGCAUUCCUUCACUGGACUCUACUGGAUCUUCGAUGUGGAGACGCAGACUGCGCAACCUCUGGACCCAGAGAAUCCCGAACGCAGAAUACAGCUCGCAUCCUGGUCACCGCAAUCAGAUGCCGUGGUUUUCACCCGGAACAACAACAUGUUUUUACGGAAGUUGGACUCUGACCGCGUCGUCCAAAUCACUUUGGAUGGAGGAUCUGAGCUAUUCUACGGAGUUCCCGACUGGGUGUACGAGGAGGAGGUGUUCCAAGGAAACAGUGCUACAUGGUGGUCCGAAGACGGCGAGUACAUCGCCUUCCUCAGAACGGACGAGUCCAAGGUUCCCACCUAUCCUGUACAGUACUUCAUUGAGCGCCCCAGCGGAAAGAAGCCGAAACCUGGACAGGAAUCAUAUCCGGAAGUACGAAACAUUAAGUAUCCCAAGGCCGGUGCGCCCAACCCUGUAGUCACGCUUCAGUUCUACGAUGUCGCCAAGGGAGAUGUCUUCUCUGUGCACAUUGAUGACGACUUCUCGGACAACGAUCGCUUGAUCACGGAGGUAGUUUGGGCUGGCCGUAGCAAGAAAGUCCUAGUGCGCGAGACGAAUCGCGAGAGCGAUAUCCUUAAAGUCGUACUGAUCGACGUCGAGCGACGUAAUGGCAAGACGGUCAGGGAGGAAAACGUCUUGAAGCUCGACGGUGGAUGGUUCGAAGUCUCCCAGCGAACAAAGUUUGUGCCUUCGGAUCCCCGCAGAGGUCGAAACAGAGAUGGCUACAUCGACACCAUCAUUCAUGAGGGAUACGAUCAUAUCGGAUACUUUACACCCUUGGACAAUCCCGAACCGAUAGUACUUACGAAGGGACAAUGGGAAGUCGUCGAAGCGCCUUCGGCCGUCGACCUGGAGAACAAUCUAGUCUACUACAUCUCCACCGAACGGUCCUCCAUCGAAAGACACCCGUACGUCGUCAAGCUGGAUGGAACUGGCAAGAAGGAAGUCGUGGAAGAUAGUGCUGCAGGAUAUUACGACGCGCAUUUCUCCACCGGCGGCGGCUACGCCCUCAUCACCUACGACGGCCCCGGCAUCCCCUGGCAAAAAAUCAUCAGCACCCCGUCCGCCAAAGACAAAUACGAAAGGACACUCGAGAAGAACGAGCGACUCGAAAAACUCGUCAAGCAGCACGAACUCCCCAUCCUCAACUACCAAGAAAUCGAAGUCGACGGCUUCAAGCUCAACGUCCUCGAGCAACGUCCCCCGCACUUCAACCCCAAGCGGAAAUACCCCGUCCUCUUCUACCAAUACAGCGGGCCCGGCUCCCAGACCGUCGACAAGAAAUUCAAGGUCAAUUUCCAAUCCUACAUCGCCUCCAGCUUGGGCUACAUUGUCGUCACCGUCGACGGCCGCGGCACAGGCUACCUCGGGCGCAAACUGCGCUGCAUCACGCGCGGCAACAUCGGCCACUGGGAGGCGCACGACCAGAUCGCCGUGGCGAAGCUGUGGUCGCGGAAGAGCUACGUCGACGCCGAGCGCAUGGCCAUCUGGGGCUGGAGCUACGGCGGCUUCACGACGCUCAAGACGCUCGAGACGGACGCCGGCCAGACGUUCAAGUACGGCAUGGCCGUCGCGCCCGUCACCGAUUGGCGCUUCUACGACUCCGUCUACACGGAGCGAUACAUGCACACGCCGCAGAACAACCCCGAGGGCUAUGCAAACUCGACCAUCAGCGACGUGCAGUCGCUCUCGCAAAACGUCCGCUUCCUCGUCAUGCACGGCGUCGCCGACGAUAACGUGCAUAUGCAGAAUACGCUCACCUUGCUAGAUAAGUUGGAUCUCGCGGGCAUAGAGAAUUACGACGUCCAUGUCUUUCCGGACUCGGAUCAUAGCAUUUAUUUCCAUAAUGCGAAUCGCAUUGUUUAUGAUAAAUUGAGUUCUUGGCUUGUCAAUGCGUUCAAUGGGGAGUGGCUCCGGAUCGAUAGCCCCGUGCCUAAAGCGCAGGGGGAGGGUAAAGCAAAGGAGAAAGAGUAGUUGUUUUGCAUUUGACUUGUAUUGGCGUUUUGGGUUGUGCUUGUGAAGCCUGUGGAUGAUACCCAGACUAAGAUGAGGGGCGAGGGCGGCGUAGAUAUCGCUGAUAUUCAUGUAGAUACUGUACAUACCAAUCGAAUCAUCUGGACUCC